Molecule: messenger RNA, 690 nt
Organism: Dalotia coriaria
Lineage: Eukaryota; Metazoa; Arthropoda; Insecta; Coleoptera; Staphylinidae
Exons: 2
Coding region: 123-590 (155 amino acids)
Source: RefSeq, a predicted model, not a curated record
AAUUUUCGUACAUAUAUAAAAUAGCCAAUCCUGUGUGAAAUAGUACUAUUUCAAUUUAUUGCACGUUCAAGACCACAGUGCAUUAGUUACAUGUUGUAACUUUGUCUAUCCUCUUAGAAAACAUGGCAAACAUCAAAAACCUUCCAUCGUGGUCGAUUUUGGUGCUAUUGUUGAUUUGCAUUGCUUCGUCACUUGCUCAUCCGUGGUACAAAGGAGGUGGUUAUGGUCAUCGAAGAAGAUGGGGUGGCGGUGGAAUAGCAAUCAUCGCUGUUAAAAGAUACGGUGGAGGCGGUUAUGGACAUCACGGAGGCUACCGACCUCAUUAUGGUGGACAUGGAGGCGGUUAUGGUGGAGGCUAUGGCGGUGGUUACGGCGGAGGACAUGGUGGAGGUUAUGGAGGCGGUUAUGGAGGUGGUUAUGGAGGUGGUUAUGGUGGUGGAUAUGGCAAACGAUACGGUGGAGGAUAUGGAAAAGGUUAUGGAGGCGGAUAUGGCGGCGGUUACGGUGGUGGCGGUGGAGGAGGUUACGGAGGUGGCUUCGGCGGUGGAUUUGGAUUUGGCGGUGGCUAUGGAGGCGGGUAUGGCAGAUAAAUUUGUCGAUAAAACAGUAACAAUGACGAUACCGGUAUGUGCAAUUUAAAUAAAUGUAUUAGACAAUUAAUAAAUGUGUAAAUAAAAUUAGUUAUGGCCA